CCUUGAAGAGCCUUAUUGUUAUAAAUUUCGACGCUCAGCAAUAGGCUAUACGGAGACGUCCGAUAUCAACGAUUGUCAUCCUUUGAACUCUAUCUGCCAUCAUGAUCAUGAUGGGGAGCGGGCGAUAUAAUAAAAGACACGAUCUUCACCGCCUUCGUGACUUCGUUGCUUGAACCUACGCUCGGUCGAGGGCCACUGAUCCAACUUAGAACCACCAUAGCACUCCAAUGAACGAUCGCUGAUAUGGUACCAUCUGUCGCGCUGCUCAUUCGACCCACAUCGCCCAUGGCUUCUCGCACGCGCAAGCCCUGGACGCCAGCUCAUGCCAUGCAAGGCCCGAACAGUUCAGAGCACAGAGUGCUUUCGACCUUGGCCAAGGCCGCACACCUAUACUCCGCGACGGGCUACUCGCAUGUUAUACAUUCCCUGGACCGAAAUCGCCUCGAUAGAAAUGAUUUACUGCAUCUGACUGGCGCAACAACGAGGAUCCAUGAUCGCGCCUCGCUUGUAGCUUUUAAAACGCGUCUUGGCAAGCGGGUUUGGCGACCAGCGACGGAGAAACGCCUCGUAGAGAUCGAGCAUAGCAAUUCCCCCACUCAUGUCACAGUGCGCUAUACAGCAGAUCCGGACACAGUGGGCCAGAACCUCUCCUUUCCGAAUCAUUGCCAUGGGUUUUUAUACUUUUGGUGCCCCCCGCAUCUUCCGCCGCUUAGACACGAAGUACGCUUCCGUCGCAUUCCAAGUCCCGAAGUGCGAGCGUUCGACUACGGCUCAGACCUCAGGUUUCCUAACGGCAUGGAGUGGCGGAUUCCGCUGCUCAAGAUUGUCCAGGACAAGCCCUACAUGAUGCUACAGCACAUGCUGCGACGAGACAAUCUCAUCUCGGACACGUUGUUGAAAAAGAUUGCGGGUAUGAAGUAUGGUAACGGGACACGUAUGAACCUCCAGGUCAUCCACACGACCAAAGAGUCAUUCUUUGUGGACUUCGAAAGUCCUUACAACCCCAUAUAUGUCGAUGACGGCGAUGUCAUCCUCCCUUGCAGAAUCCAUUCUGCGCUCCGCGACAACCGGCUAGAAUAUCGGGAUCUCGCCACAUACUCUGGCUCGGCGGUGCUCAAAUUCGAGCGGUCCUUCUACAAGGGCAACCGUGGCCUAUUGAUGCGCGUCGUGAAGGUCGUUGUACCGUUCGAAUGCGCUAUCCCUAACUACGAUCGCUAUUACGAAAAGCCAGAGAGAGGGAAGCUGCUGAUGCGGGCUGGCCGGCCGAUCAUGCUCCACGUCAAUGAAAACGUGAGGGAGUUGCAUGCAAUGGCCUAUUCACUGCUGUUCAAACGUGGUCUCGAGCCCGGAUGAGCGUUCUCUGGUCGUCAGGCGGGACAAUGGUUGGUGAUUUUGAGGACAUAUAUUGUUGGUUUCAUGUGCGGUGACAACUCAUGGCGCUUGAUUGACGAGCAUCUUCCGUUUCGAGUUUCUUGCAUUCUGGACAUAAGUCAUUGACAGCAUUCACUGAUCUUAUCUUGGACUUGUAUACUACUUCCUGCACUCCGGACUCAUUCACCGGACUGCAUCGUGCUUGAGUUUGACCUGAUGUUUAGCUCACUGUGUGUAUGUGAUGUACGACGUAUAGCUACGUACGACUCUGUAUAUAGAGGAUUGUAACCGUCAUGUGCGAACCAAUAGGGUCUGCUUGAUUCAACGUGACGCGUCCAACGCGGC
Molecule: messenger RNA, 1716 nt
Organism: Laetiporus sulphureus 93-53
Lineage: Eukaryota; Fungi; Basidiomycota; Agaricomycetes; Polyporales; Laetiporaceae
Exons: 2
Coding region: 244-1353 (369 amino acids)
Source: RefSeq, a predicted model, not a curated record